Molecule: messenger RNA, 1643 nt
Organism: Cuscuta campestris
Lineage: Eukaryota; Viridiplantae; Streptophyta; Magnoliopsida; Solanales; Convolvulaceae
Source: the annotation of a GenBank genome assembly
CAAAUCCCGGGAAAAGGCCAGGCGAGCCGCUGAGCCGGCUGGACCAGUGGAGUGAAUGCUGAGGCCACGUCCCUCCAACUUCGGAACACUCCUCAAUUCCAAGCGGGUGGAAGAACUUCAACACAAUCUGCAUCCUUCCCCUCAUCCAUUCAUCCUUGUAGAUCAUCAUCAUCAGCUUCUACACCAAGAAAUUCCCAAAUUCAUCCAACGACAUGAACUCCAAAACUCGGUUGAUGAUCCCAUUAAAUAUCAGUUGCACAUCUUGAUCAUACUCGUGCAGAGUACAUUGGUCAAUCCUGCUGCAGAGUACGUUGACUUGAUGAGACCGAGCCAAACGUGAAUCUGUUCUUCCCCCGUUGAUGGUGUUCAUAAACACCACCUUCAAACUUUCAUCAUCGGUCCUCAAGAACAUGACGAGGAAGAGGAGGAAGUUAUGGAGUACAGAGGAGGAGGUAAUCCCACUGAAGAGAAAUCAAUAAGAAGAUGCGGAUAUGGAGGUAUUAUGGGGAAUUUCCGAUCAGAUAUCCAACAUUGCUAAGAUCCGGCUGGGGUGCAGGAUUUUGCACAGGGCUUUCGAUCAAGAUGUGCGGAUGAUAUUUGACAAGAUCGUCCACCGAGUUUUGGAGUUCAUGUCCUUGGAUGAAUUCAGAAAUUUCUUGGUGCAGCCGUGGGCUCUUCCACCCUUUUGGAAUUAUGGAGUGUUCCGGGCAAACAAAAGAAUAUCAUGUUAUUACUGAAUCAAUUCAGGGAGAGUCUAACCGAAGUUGGAGGGACGGGGCUGGAGCAUUCACUCCCCAGUCCAACCGGCUCAGCGGCUCUCCUAGCCUUUUGUCGGGAUUCGGGUCGUUGGGGUUCCACAAGAAGCCAUUUACGAGAUGUCCUUUUUCGCUGUCCAAAUCUUCAAGUUCUCUCAAUCCAGAGCUGCCCUCAUGUCACUGAUCAAGUCAUGACCAAAAUAGCCUCGGGAUGCCCAUUUCUCCGGGAAGUCGACAUAAGUUUCUGCCACGAAAUAUCUCACGAGUCGCUGGCUGUAAUAGGAAUGAACUGUCCUGAACUAAGAGUCCUGAGGAGAAACCUGAUGAACUGGCUCAACCCCUCUCAGCAUUCCCACGCUGUCCCUAAGGAGUACCUAGACAAAUGCCCUCAAGACGGAGACUCUGAAGCCGCUGCAAUCGCGAAGCACAUGCCUCAUUUGGUGGCGCUCGAAUUGCAGUUCUCCAAGAUGACCGGGAAAGGGUUGGAGUUGAUAUGCCAGGGGUGUCGGAAGUUGGAGAGUCUGGAUCUUUCCGGGUGCGCGAAUCUGAGUGGCCGAGACAUUUUCCGGGCUUCUUGUCAUUUGAAGGAGAUGAAAAGUUUCCGGAAGCCGGAUUUGUUCAUCCCGAGGGCAGAGUUCAAUGGUGAUAGGUAUGGUCAUUGGCAGCUUUAUGAUGAGCGUUUCCAAACUGAUGCUUUCAGAAUUUGAUGCAAUGGCACCCACACACAACCAGAGGUUUGACUGUUUAUGGCUGUCAAAAUUUAUUAAGAGCUUCAUCCUCAAUUAGUAACUUGUUGUGGCUUGAAUUUGGAGAAGUAUCAAAUAUGAACAUAAGUGAAUUGAAUGUAAACAUUUUUGUGGUUUGGUAUGAUAAAAUUGUUUGACAGGU